Messenger RNA from Rodentolepis nana, 2328 nucleotides. The record is from the annotation of a GenBank genome assembly. NCBI's taxonomy places the organism in Eukaryota, Metazoa, Platyhelminthes, Cestoda, Cyclophyllidea, Hymenolepididae.
AUGAAAAGGAUUGGCAGAAGAGAUUCUCCGAUUCACAGUCGAUAUCGACGUGAUGAAUCAAAUGGAAGAGAUUCCAAUAGCUAUAGAAAUUAUGGAGUGCAGAGCAACCGAUCUAGACCCAUGCAACAAUCGCCUCCCUAUGAAAGACAUAAUCCGCGAAGUGGGUGUUCAUCUUUUUCUCGCUCCCAACGGGAUUAUGAUGAUUCUGGUCGUCAAAGUGGAUCAGGGAGUUUUCGAUCUGGACCUCCUGUUCGAAGGUUUAACCAACGUUCUGGAAACAGUGGAGGACAUCGGUCUUCGGAUAUGUACGACCAGGGGUCUCAUUCAGAUCGACUUCUUCAAGGAUUGAUGGCAAGUGGGGAUUUAAUCGGUCAAUCUGGUACAAAAAUCGAUCCAGUGUUUGCCGCCGCAGCAGCAGCAGCUUUAAAUGCCACUUUCUCCGCAUCAAAUUCCAAGUCCUCUUCCGGGAACAUGUAUUCUCCCAACUCUUCGGCUGUUGCAGCUGUGGCCGCUGCUGCCAUGAAUGCGGCAGCAAUCGCAGCGGCUAUUGGAGGAGGCCCAAGUUCAUCGAAUGGAUCCUCAUUUCAGUUUCCUGGACUUGGUGGCUCUCAUCAUUCCCUUAAAAGUUGUGGCGGUGGCAACCGCUCUCCGCAUUAUGAUCGCCGUGGUGGUGGUGACGGUUACCAUGGUAGUAGAACACGGGAUCGUCUUUCACCACCUUACCGGAGUGACGGCCGCAGGUCUACUGUCAAUUCCACUACUGACGGCCAUCCUACCCCCGAGGAUGAUCCUACUGCUACUCGGACUCUAUUUGUCGGUAAUCUCCCACCAGAUAUCCGUGCGUCUCAACUACAGCAGCUUUUUGACGUAUAUGGAAUUAUUGAGGACAUUGAUAUCAAACGCCCUCAAAAUGGAAGUCCCAAUGAACCAGCAUAUGCAUUUAUUAAAUUUGUCAACGUUAGUAUGGCUUACAGAGCCAAGUUGGGGAUGGCUGGCAAACGUAUCGAUGGUUAUGUUUGUAAAGUCGGCUAUGGUAAAGUGUCCCCCACUCGAUGCUUGUGGGUAGGUGGCCUUGGACCCUGGACAACUUAUCCGAAUUUUGCCUCCCUAGUAGAGCGUGUUUCUCGCCCCAAGAAAAUUAUAUGGCCUUCGGGAAAGGGCUAUGCUAAUAUCCUCUUCUAUACAUCUGAAGAUGCAGCAUCUGUAGCUAACGCUCUUCGCGGAGUCCAUAUUGGUACUGGAGGUAAUCACCGGCUUCGUGUUGACUUUACAGACGAAUCUCACAUGGUCAACUCGGGUACAAUUGAUUCCCUCCGUCGUGGACGUCCUGGUGCAUUGGAUAGUAGAAAGCAGCGUUUUAAAAGAGAAGGUAUUCGACAUCAACGCUCCGUUUCACGCUCUCCUCUUCGAAGGUCACCAGUAAGGAGGUCGAGGUCGUUCUCUUCUUCUAGAGGAGUGGCAAGGAGUCCAUCUGUCAGUGGUGACGGGGGUCGUACUUCAAGGUCACCGACUUCACCACAGUCCCAUUCUCGUACGCAUUCUCCAGCAGUUGGUGUUUCUGAGGAACUUGUCGGUAUGCCGGAAAUCAAUUCAUCCUGCGGCAUUGGUGAAGUUACUUCUUGUCUCUCUGGUCCAGUGUGGAAGGCUGUUUUUGCAUUGAAGAAGAGUAACUUUUCAUGCCAUUUGUAUGCUGUUACUGGUGAUACAGCGCUGGCUGAUCAACUCUUCCCCAGACAUCAUCCUAAGCCCCCCCAAACGCCUCCGGAUGAUGAAGAGGAAGCCGAGGUUGGGGAAACGGACGAUUCAAAAGAUAAGGCGGAUGGUGAUGCGACUGUUUCAGAUAGCAAAACUCCAUUUGGAGCAGCCGUGAAUUCACCCCUAUUAAGAAUUAGCCAGCGCUUGAGGUUGAACGUCUCAAAAUGUGAGGAGAUCAAGAAACGAAUGAAAACGGUUAAUCGUGGGGACUUCUGUAUGCUGCUUGCUACAGAAUCGGUGAAUGAGGUUGUCCCUACUGUUAUUAAAGCAGAGGAUGCAGACAAUCAUAAUCGCCAGCUGACUGAUUUGAUCACAUAUUUGGCAAGCAAGGAGGCUGCUGGUGUAGUGGUAGUCAGUGCUGAUGGGCUGGAAGGACAGUGCGAUGGUGAUGACCAGCAGCAGCAAUCGUUUUUGGAUAGUGAACACUCGAGGGUUCUUCAUGUUUUGCCUCCUGGAGACCUUUCGAUUGCACUUCUUGUAGAAGGAGGCAUUAGUUGCUUGCGCCAGAAAAGAGUGGAAGCAGGAGACAAUUAUCUUGUUAUCCUCCUAUCGAAAAACUCGGGUUUUAUGUAA